AAUGUUCCAAAAGGAAGCUCUCAAUCAAUCCCACCGUCACCUCCUAACUCACCCUUUCAUACCCUUCAUAUAACACUUCACACAUCACACACUUUCAUACAUUACACACACACACAGCAUAAGGUAGAGCUCCUCCAAGAGAUCAUGGUGAGUGAGCAGAAACCAGCAGCUUUAGAGUGCAGUGGAUCAACAAGAAUGAGUGGUCCUCUUGUCGGAGACGGCGAGAAGACCAAUCGACGCCGGAGAACGGAGGUGAUGCUGCUGAUUCUUCGAGGUUUAUGCAUGGGAAGUUCUGUUGUUUCUUUGUCACUAAUGAUCACAGCUAAACAAAGCAGUUCUGUUUCUAUCUAUGGUUUUCACUUACCAGUUCAUUCUAAGUGGACUUUCUCUCCUUCAUACGAAUUUCUUGUCGGGGUUUCUGUGGCCGUUGCAGCUCACUCAUUACUGCAACUACUCAUUGGCACGUCAAGAUUUCUUAGGGCUUCUUCUGUGAUUCCUUCCAGAAAGCAUGCAUGGGUUAUUUUUGCUGGGGAUCAGGCAUUUGCUUAUGCAUUAAUGAGUGCUGGAUCAGCUGCAUCUGGAGUAACAAAUCUAAAUCGCACUGGAAUUAGACAUACACCUCUUCCAAAUUUUUGCAAGCCUUUGCACAAAUUUUGUGACCAUGUUGCCAUCUCAAUAGCCUUCAAUUUCAUCAGCUGUUUUUUGCUUGCCACAUCUGCUGUGCAUGAUGUCAUAUGGCUCUCACAACACUGAAUUUCUUGACAAAAUGUAAACUUACUACUUCCAUACAAUGAUCCUUAUCCUUUGAUUACUACAUUGUAGUCAAUGAUCUGGCUUUUAAAUAUGAUAAUAUGUUAUGAAUGAUGUAUGAUUGUAUUGUAACUUGUAUGUAUGAUAUCAUGAAGUAAUACUUGCUAUGAGCAAUCUUAGAAUUAAA
Medicago truncatula (barrel medic) is the source of this 937-nucleotide messenger RNA. Its product is annotated as CASP-like protein 3A1. Lineage: Eukaryota; Viridiplantae; Streptophyta; Magnoliopsida; Fabales; Fabaceae. The coding region runs from base 145 to 753 and encodes 202 amino acids. The transcript is spliced from 3 exons. The record is from RefSeq and is a predicted model, not a curated record.